Messenger RNA from Mycena citricolor, 2336 nucleotides. The record is from the annotation of a GenBank genome assembly. NCBI's taxonomy places the organism in Eukaryota, Fungi, Basidiomycota, Agaricomycetes, Agaricales, Mycenaceae.
CUCAUUUCUAUCCACCUCGCCUUCCGCCCCACGAUGAGCUUCAAUGCAGAGAGAACGUUCGUGGUCGCUGCACACGAGCCGCCCGCCGCGCUUUCACCUGACUCGCCGUCUGAAACGGAGAAGCUUCUCCUCGACUUUCUCCUCGGAUUCCGACUGGGUGGCGAAUUUAUCUACAGAGAUAAAUUGAGAGCCAAUCUCCUAUUGAAACUGCAUAUGCUCGAGGUCGAUCUGCGGCAUCUAAGUCUCUACAACGACGAGCUGGCACACGCGAUCCAGGACGCACCUGCCGACAACAUCCCUUUGUUCGAGAACGCUGCGACCAAAGCAGCGCGUUCCAUCCUCUUUCCCUUGGUCGCCGUUGGCAGCGCAGAAGAGAAGAGGAAAAACGUAGAAGACGCGGCGGAAGCGAUCCCCGGUAUGCAGAUCAGUCUCCGCUCAGGCCUCAACAUGCUGCAAUUCCGUGACCUUACCGCGGACACUAUGAACAAGCUCGUGCGGAUCCCCGGCAUCGUCAUUUCUGCCUCGGUGCUGUCGUCCAGAGCGACGAAGCUGCAUCUGCAGUGCCGCUCCUGCGGAACACCGAAGAUGAUAUACCCGUCGGGGGGAAUGGGUGGUGUAGGUGGUGGUUCGGACCGAGGCUUGCCUCGAUUUUGCGAGGGCCGGGACGCAGGGGGGAAGACAACUGACUGUCCGACCGACCCCUUCCUGAUCAUCCACCCCAAGUCGACAUUUGCCGAUCAGCAAACACUCAAGUUACAAGAGGCGCCAGAUAUGGUUCCCGUUGGAGAACUUCCCAGGCACAUGCUUCUGUCUGUGGACAGGUUCUUGACGGGUCGAGUCGUGCCCGGGUCGAGAGUAGUUGCCACUGGAAUUUAUACCACCUUCCAAGCUGCCAAGAAUAAAAAUGCGGGCGCAGCAGCUCUGCGACAGCCAUACCUUCGAGUGGUUCAUUUAGAAAUGUCUUCUGGUCCUAUAAGUGGCUCAGGCUCGAACCCUUUUGGUCUGCAGUUCACGCCGGAGGAAGAGGAGGAAUUCGGAGCAAUGGCACGGAGCGAAGGCUUCUACGAGCGGUUUGCGAAGAGCGUCAGCCCUAGUGUCUAUGGCAGUUUAGAUAUCAAGAAGGCGAUUACAUGUUUGCUUUUCGGAGGCUCAAAGAAAGUCCUGCCAGAUGGAAUGCGCUUGAGAGGAGAUAUUAACGUGUUGUUACUGGGAGAUCCGGGAACAGCGAAGAGUCAGCUUCUCAAAUUCGUGGAGAAGGUUGCGCCUAUUGCAGUCUACACGUCUGGCAAGGGCUCUAGUGCUGCUGGUCUGACUGCUUCUGUACAACGCGAUACUGCUUCCCGCGAAUUUUAUCUGGAAGGUGGUGCGAUGGUGCUUGCGGACACUGGUGUCGUCUGCAUUGACGAAUUCGAUAAAAUGCGAGACGAGGACCGGGUUGCUAUUCACGAGGCAAUGGAACAACAGACCAUCUCAAUCGCCAAAGCUGGUAUAACGACUGUGCUGAAUUCCAGGACGAGCGUUCUCGCAGCCGCAAAUCCCAACAUUGAUUUCCAAACGACGAUCUUGUCUCGAUUUGACAUGAUCUUCAUUGUCAAAGAUGAGCAUAAUGAACAGCGCGACAAGAUGAUUGCAAAAUAUGUCAUGAACACGCAAAUGGGACGGUCGGAAGACAACGCUGACCGGGCGGUGGGAGAGCUCAGCUUGGAUUUGAUGAAGCGAUACAUCGCUUAUUGCAAAAGCAAAUGUGCUCCACGACUAUCAGCAGAAGCGCAGGAGAUGUUGAGCAGCCAUUUCGUCAGUCUGCGAAAGCAAGUUCAGCAGGUCGAGCGAGACAACGACGAGCGCAGCUCGAUCCCCAUCACCAUCCGGCAGCUCGAGGCCAUCAUCCGGAUAUCCGAGUCGCUCGCCAAGUUGACGCUCUCGACGUCGGUGCAGAACCACCACGUCGAAGAGGCCAUCCGGCUGUUCAAAUUCUCGACCAUGGAUGCUGUGGCCGCUGGGUCGGCCGAUGGCUUGUCACGCGGGGAGCUGAAUGAGGAGAUCGUGAAGAUUGAACGGGAGCUGCGGAGGCGGCUGCCUCUGGGCUGGAGCACGAGCUACCAGAGUCUGGUGCGCGAGUUCGUCACGCAGCAGGGGUACUCCAGCCACGCACUGGAGCGCACGCUCUUCGUACUAGAGAAGAGCGAUGUCAUCCGCUUCACCGGCCAGAAGAAAGUGGUCCAGAGGGUCGGUGUUUGACGACUUUGUGUGUUUAAUGUAUCGUAUAGCUUGUUUUGUGUAAAUAAAUAUGUACUGCUAUCCGUCCAAACUGUCGCCCUCCAGUCCAAAUAUCUGCA